Leguminivora glycinivorella is the source of this 1510-nucleotide messenger RNA. Its product is annotated as lipase 3-like. The transcript is spliced from 5 exons. The record is from RefSeq and is a predicted model, not a curated record. Gene Ontology annotation, molecular function: hydrolase activity, acting on ester bonds. NCBI's taxonomy places the organism in Eukaryota, Metazoa, Arthropoda, Insecta, Lepidoptera, Tortricidae. Gene Ontology annotation, biological process: lipid metabolic process. Bases 156 to 1379 code for a protein of 407 amino acids.
ACACAGUGCUUUAAACUAUACGAAAAUAUAUAAACAGAUCUAUGGGAAGAAGACUAUCAAAGCCCUAUUAAAAACUCAAAGGAUUUACAACGCUUAAGAUAACGCGCAGUAUAAAUACAGCGUCGCGGAAGCAACGGGCACCAUUUCCUAUCAAAAUGUUGUGCCGAACUCUGGUCGUUGCUGUGUUGGCGGCGUCAGUGUGCGCGUUCCCGCGAAGCGGUUCUAUAACGUCCUCUGAUGUCAUCAACCAAAUAAUCUCCGAGGGCUACCCUGCGGAGUUGCAUCAAGUGACCACGGCUGAUGGCUAUAUCCUGGGCGUGCACCGCAUACCCUAUGGGAAGGACGGGCCUUCCGAGGGACGGAGGCCCGUCGUCUUUGUGAUGCAUGGGCUCAUGGGAGCUUCUAGUAACUUCAUUUUCUUGGGAAAGGAGAAUGGUAUAGCUUAUAACCUGGCCGAUGCCGGUUACGACGUGUGGAUGGGCAACGCCCGUGGCAACGUCUUCUCCCGCCAGCACAUUACUCUCGACCCUGACCACAGCCAGCAAAAAUACGAUUUCUUCGACUUCAGCUGGGAGGAGAUCGCUACCAUCGACGUUCCCACCAUGGUCGACUACGCUCUCUCUGUCUCUGGACAACAAACUUUACACUACGUUGGACACUCUCAGGGAGGCACUUCCUUCCUUGUGUUGAACUCUAUGAAGCCUGAGUAUAAUGAGAAGUUUGUGUCGGCUCAUCUGUUGGCUGGUGUGGGGUACAUGAACAACUUCCCUAACAGUGAAUUGAGGGCAGCCGCGCUGAUGACCACUGUUCUUUAUAGUUUGGCAAGAGGUAUCGGUCUGGUAGAAAUAAGGACCCUGGAUGACAUCAGCAUCGCUGGAGGCAUACUCGGCCGAUCGGGAGCUGGAUACUCUCGCAUCGACUACUGCAUGGGUGAUAUCGCUUACAAGGAAUACUGCAACAUGCUUGGCCUUAAUAGAAUUAUGGGUGACACCGACAUGGACGGGCUAGGAGUCGGAGGGGCCUCUCUCAAGCAGUUCGCCCACUACGGCCAAAACAUCAGGGACAAGGUCUUCAGGCGCUGGGACUUCGGAAUCCUCUCCAACAACCGCGUCUACGGCUCACGCAACCCUCCCGCGUACGACCUUAGCCGCAUCAACGUCCCUAUCACCAUGCACUACACCGUCAGUGAUGAGCUCCUCAAUGAGCAGGAUGUCCUCGCCAUGGCCCGUGACUUGCCCAAGGCAGAAGCCAGGAAGAUCGCCAGAAAAACUUUCUCGCAUGUCGAUUUUAUCCAAGCUGCUGACGUCAGGGAGCUUGUAACAAACUAUAUGAUCUAUAGACUGAACCGAGUCGAACGUACGCUGGCGGGAAUUGAAUGAUUUUGGAAAUACUGAUUUACUAAAAAAAUAUGUGUAAAUAUGAUGUCCCGGUGACAGUUGACUAUGGAAGUGUAAAUAAAUAUAUAUAUAAGAUAAAUAAUAAGUAAAAAAUAUAGACUUAAGAAUUAUAA